Messenger RNA from Camelina sativa (false flax), 1251 nucleotides. The record is from RefSeq and is a predicted model, not a curated record. NCBI's taxonomy places the organism in Eukaryota, Viridiplantae, Streptophyta, Magnoliopsida, Brassicales, Brassicaceae.
AUGGACGUCUCUAAUGCAUUUUUACAUGGAGAUUUGGAUGAAGAAAUUUAUAUGAGUUUACCUCAAGGGUAUACUCCUCCACCAAAUGUCACCUUGCCUCCUAAUCCGGUAUGUAGACUUCGCAAAUCUCUUUAUGGCUUGAAGCAAGCUUCUCGCCAAUGGUAUAAGCGUUUAUCCUCUGUUUUGUUGGGUGCAAAUUUCAUUCAGUCACCUGCGGAUAAUACACUUUUUGUCAAGGAGAGACCCGGAUCAUUCAUUGCAGCUUUGGUUUAUGUUGAUGAUAUUAUGAUAGCUAGUAAUGAUGAUAAUGCAGUGGAGAGUUUGAAGGCAUUAUUACGGUCUGAAUUCAAAAUUAAGGAUCUUGGACCUGCUAGAUUUUUCCUUGGACUUGAAAUCUCACGCUCUUCCAAAGGUAUCUCGGUCUGUCAGAGAAAAUAUGCACAGAACUUGUUGGAGGAUGCUGGUUUACUUGGUUGUAAACCAAGUCCACUCCCAAUGGAUCCUAGUCUCCAUCUUACUGCAACAAUGGGAACACCUCUUCCUAAUCCUCGGUCGUACAGGGAACUUGUUGGACGAUUACAUUACCUCACCAUCACAAGACCGAAUAUCACGUUUGCUGUCCAUCAACUAAGUCAGUUUAUCUCUGCACCUUCCGAUAUUCACCUUCAGGCGGCUCAUAAGGUCCUCAGGUAUAUCAAGAAUAAUCCUGGACAAGGUCUAAUGUACUCUGUUGAUUCAGAGAUAUGCUUGAAUGGUUUCUCGGAUGCUGAUUGGGGAAAUUGCAAGGAUACAAGGCGAUCAAUAACUGGUUACUGCAUUUAUCUUGGUGAUUCUCUGAUCUCGUGGAAGUCAAAGAAACAGAGUGUAGCGAGCCGUAGCAGCACAGAGUCAGAAUAUCGUAGCAUGGCACAUGCGACUUGUGAGAUUAUUUGGCUGCAACAGCUCUUAACGGACCUACAUCUCCAUGUGACUAGUCCUGCUAAGCUUUACUGUGACAAUAAAUCGGCUAUGCAUAUUGCGAUGAAUCCAGUUUUUCAUGAGAGGACAAAGCACAUUGAGAUCGACUGUCACACGGUUCGUGAUCAGAUUAAAGCUGGCAAGCUCAAGGUUUUUCAUGUACCAUCAGAAAACCAGCACGCAGACAUUCUCACCAAACCGCUUCAUCCAGGUCCUUUCUAUGGAUUGCUUUCUAAGAUGUCAUUAUCAAGUCUUUAUCUUCCAAACCAGACACCUUUGAAGAUAACGACUUGA